AGACAGGCGCUUCCUUCCAGCAGCAGCAGAGCAGACGAUUAAAGCUUUGGAAUAGUUGUGUAACGACGCGCGUGAAGUUUUAAGAUACCGAGCUUCUAUUAUUUUCUCUUAUUAGAAGCUGGUUUUUCUUUCAGAUGCAGUAUAUUCGGUGACAGUUUCUGGUGUAUUAACAACGACAGAUUAAAACAAUGGAGAAGGGGCAAAGCCGCCUCCGUCAGGCCCAGCAGGAUGUGGAGGAUAUCAAAGUUAUCAUGCUGGACAACAUAGACAAGGCUGGCGAGCGUGCAGGAAAACUCGGGGAGCUUGAGGACAGAGCUGAUAAACUCCUUGUAAAGAGCGAACAAUUCUCAAAGACCUCGACUAAGGUGAAACAGAAGAAGCGCUGGGAGAAUAUUAAGUACAAAGUGAUAAUAGCAGCAGUUGUAGCUGCAGUGUUGCUCGGCAUUAUUGUGGCUGUGGCUGUGAGCUUAAGCAGAGAGGACAGUAAAAACACACCUGAAGACACGUCGGCAGCACAAGCACCAGGAGAUGGCUAGAAGAUAAGCAGGCAGAUAAGAAGAUGAGUGAACAUAAGUUGUGUUUGAAAUUCCUCAGAAUACCCCCUUGAAAAUCUUGCUUCUAGUACUUUUGUUAAAGUAAAGAAGAGGGAAGUUUCAUAGAUCGAUGAAUGUACAAACUAAAUCUGUGAUGCUACUUUUUAUCAAGGAGAGGCUAAAAAAUAAUGUGGGUAUUAAAAAUGGUACCAUGGUGUCACUAUAAUUUAUGCUUUAAUUUUUCAAUGGUAACACACAUAGUAUGUGACAUUAAUGGUAACAGUUUACAUGCCUUCUUUUUGGACUAAACAUAUUUUAGCCAUAAAUUAGAUAAAUCAGUGCCAAAUGCGGGUUAAAGUGUAGCAGGGAAAAUAUGUUAGACGGAGUAGACUUUGUCAGGGAGUAGAGCAUUGUUUCUUAAUCUUUUUCUUCAAAGAAAAAACUUUCUUCUAUCUGUUUUUCAUCAGUGAAAAGUGUGUGUGACGAUCUCAAAAAUUUCCUGUGUUUGGGUUUUUCUUAAAUUAGUUACAGAAAGGCCUGUUUCCCAGCCUUGGUUCCCACAGCAGUGCAUAUUUUGGAUGUCUGCCUUAUAGGGCAGACCCAUUUCAGGUCUUGGGGUCUCUACUAAUGAGCUGAUGAGUUUAAUCAGAUCUGUUUGAUUAUGGAGACAUACAAAAUGUGCAUUGUUGGGAGUAAUCCAGAUCCUGAUUUGGGACACAUAUUCUGUGACUUUGGUAGGUUUGUGCCAAAACUUAUCUAAAGGUUUUAAAAUGUAUUUCAUAUUAUUAUGAUAAUUAUUAUGACUGUAACCACCAUAGAAACUGAAGAGGGCAUAUUCCCUCAGAAUUCAUAUUUGAGGGGAUUAUGUCUGUGAAUUUUUCCAAUAUUCUUUUUCUUAAAAUGUUAUAUUUUGGUCCCCCUUAAUCUUGAAUAAUUCCAUCCUUAGCCAUUACGAUGUAAAAGCAGAUUACUGUAAAGGUAGUCAUAACUUGAUAUAAACAAUCCAAAUUUUGCUGCUAAAAACAGCUUUCUAUGUAUAUGUGUGUGUGUGUAUAAAUAUAAAUGUUCCUUAUGUAAA
Messenger RNA from Cyprinus carpio (common carp), 1611 nucleotides. It is a transcript of the gene vamp5, whose product is annotated as vesicle-associated membrane protein 5. Gene Ontology annotation, biological process: Golgi to plasma membrane protein transport. Gene Ontology annotation, cellular component: plasma membrane. The record is from RefSeq and is a predicted model, not a curated record. NCBI's taxonomy places the organism in Eukaryota, Metazoa, Chordata, Actinopteri, Cypriniformes, Cyprinidae.